AUGUACCGAAGAACUGGCGAAUUCUUCGGUGUCAACGAAGCACUCUUCUCGUCAGCACUUGCCGCCGUCGUCUUCAGCACACUCAGCGCCCAGCCCCUGACGAUAGUUGGCGUCACCGGCCUGAUCUCUCUCUUCAACUUCACGAUCUACGACAUCAUCAAGAUUUACGACGUUUCUAUCUACCCACAAUUCAUGGCUUGGACAGGAAUUUGGGCUGCAAUUUUCCACUGGCUGGUUGCAGUCUUCAACGGAUGCGACUACAUGCGUUACGUGACGGACUUUUCUAGCGAAUCCUUUGGCUUGUACGUGGGAAUUAUCUAUAUCAUCAAAGGAGUCGAGGAACUAGUCAAUGAGUUCACGACUGAGGGCAGUGCUGCUGGGUACUUGGCUUGCUUGAUUGCCAUACUCUAUUUCGGAACAGUCUACGCGCUAGAAAAGCUUGGCUCUAGUACUCUCUGGAGAGCGGGUUUCCGAGGCAUUCUUGCAGACUACGCCUAUGUCUUUGCUACGGUUUUCUGGGUCGGCUUCUCCCACAUUCCAGGACCUUUAAAGGACGCACACAUUAUGAGAGUUCCCAUAGAGACAGCGUUCCAUCCCACACAGCCCCGAAACUGGCUGAUCGACUUCUGGAAUCUCGAUGUUAAGUGGGUGUUUGUUGCCAUGCCUUUUGGUUUCCUGACCAUGUUGCUAUUCUACUACGACCAUAAUGUCAGCAGUAUUACGGCACAAGCUCGCCAAUACCCACUUCAGAAACCUGGCGGGUUUCAUUGGGAUUUCUUCCUUCUCGGGUGCACCACUUUCGUCGCAGGCAUCCUUGGGCUCCCGAUGCCGAAUGGUCUUGUUCCCCAAGCUCCAGUUCACACAGACUCGUUGACAGUCUACAAGACAAGUCUGAAGAUCAUCCCGACAUCAGAGGGGGAGUAUACUGAGAUCCGCCGUCCAAUUGUCAGCGCAACUCAUGUCGUCGAGCAGCGGCUGUCGCACCUAUUGAUGGGGCUUGCCCUGAUUGGAACGAUGACUGGGCCUCUUCUUGUUGUUCUUCACACAAUGCCCGCCGCGGUCUUCGCUGGUGUAUUUUUCGUUGUGGGAUGGGGGUCCAUCGAGUCAAACUCCAUCUUGCAGAAAUUUGUGUUCCUCCACGCCGAGAAACGGUUCAUUCAACGCGACGAGCCAUUGCUACAAGUGCGCCGUCGCAAAAUUUGGCUUUACAUUAUUCUACAAUUCGUGGAUGUUGCGGCGUGUGUAGCCAUCUCGCACACCCUUGCAGCAAUAGGGUUCCCGGUUCUGAUCAUCUUGCUCAUUCCCAUGAGAGUUGUGUUGGUACCAAGAUGGUUCACUCAGAAGGAGUUGCGGAUUCUAGAUGACUUCACAGCGACGAACAAAAUGGUGUUAGCGAGCUUAGGUGGCAAGCCCGGCCUUCCUGGUGGUUCUCGGGAGGAGGAAUGGGGCUUGGAAAGACGUGUCAGCGAGAGCAAGCAUGGUGUGCCAAGACAGAGAGCUGGGAGCUUGCACCGCUAA
This is a messenger RNA of Colletotrichum gloeosporioides, 1518 nucleotides long. Its product is annotated as putative transporter. The transcript is spliced from 5 exons. Lineage: Eukaryota; Fungi; Ascomycota; Sordariomycetes; Glomerellales; Glomerellaceae. The record is from RefSeq and is a predicted model, not a curated record. Gene Ontology annotation, cellular component: plasma membrane. Gene Ontology annotation, molecular function: solute:inorganic anion antiporter activity. Bases 1 to 1518 code for a protein of 505 amino acids. Gene Ontology annotation, biological process: monoatomic ion homeostasis; transmembrane transport; borate transport.